UAAAACCCGAUUCUUUUUGGACCGCCCCCCCCCCAGUAAUUUGGAGACAAAAUGAAAGGCUGUGAGUCAUAUAUGCAAAACUUCGCUUUAGGGAUAUGAGGCUGUCCUUUGUUUUUUAACUUGUUUACGUCGAAGCGCGAGAGUUGCUGUAAAUACACGCUUUCAUUCACAGUUUCCCACCAGCACGCGGCUAUCUGCUGGUGAAUCGCAGAUGUUUGGGUCAGCUGACUCAGCCAGGUAAGCUGCGGGCGGAUGGAUGAAUGGCUGAGGCUGGAUGGAUGCUGGCUGCUCUCUAGUCUAGUGGGGGAUUCAACGCUUGUCUCGGAUUACACCGCUGCGCUCCAUCCUCCUCCUGCCUCCCUCCAUCGCGGUCCGUCUCCCUCGGCCUGUGAGCGGAUGAAUGCCAAAGCCUGUGAUUUUACCGUCGCCAUAAGGACUCCAUGUCUUUCUUGGACUGUUCCUGCAUCUCCCACACUCAGGUCCAGCCCUUGGACAUAGAGGAGCGCUAUGAGGACAUCAGCCACCAGUUUCUGAGCUGUGACGGUUCUGAAUACACUCUGCAAGGGCCAGCAGGUGGCGAUGACGUCACAGGGCUGUCGCCUGAGCCAGCCCACUACCAGCUGCUGUCUGAGCUGGGGAGGGGCUUCAAUAACCUGAGCCAGGUGAACAUGGCACGCCACAUGCCCACAGGCCAGCUGGUGGCCGUCAAGCAAACCAACCUGGACGAGUGCACCGAGGAGGAGCUGCUGCAGCUCAUGAAUGAGGUUCUGCUGUCCAGGCUGUUCCGUCACCCCAACCUGCUGACCUCUCGCCUGGUUUUCAGCUCCUGCUGCCAGCUGUGGGUCCUCACACCGCUCAUGUCCUAUGGCUCUGCAGACAGCUUACUAAGAACAUAUUUCCCAGAUGGCAUGAGUGAAUCCCUGAUAGCGUACCUGCUGUACGGAGUGCUGAAAGCAUUGGAAUACCUGCACCGAAUGGGCUACGUUCACCGGGGGGUGAAGGCCAGUCAUAUCCUGCUGUCAGGGGAGGGCCACGUCUACCUCUCAGGGCUGCACAGUGUUUACAGUAUGAUGCGUGAAGGGAAGAGGAUGAGGGCGGUGUUUGACAUGCCCCACCACAGCCCCGCCCUGUUGCCCUGGCUCAGCCCUGAACUACUGCGACAGGACCUGCACGGUUAUGGAGUGAAGUCAGAUAUCUACAGUUUAGGUAUUGUGGUGUGUGAGCUGGUCAGCGGCAGGGUGCCUUUCCAGGACAUGCCCCCCACUCAGAUGCUGCUUCAGAAGCUGCGCGGCUCCCACUGCUGCCUGCUGGACGUGGCUCCCUUCCCGCUGGGCGAGCUGGGGGGGCUGAAGGUGUCGCGGUCAGGGGUCGACUCCGGCAUCGGGGAGAGCGUGGCCACAGGAAGCCUGACACACAGCGCCACCGCCCCUCCUACCGACCGACCUCAGAGCCCUGGACCCAAAAACCACUCGGCAACCCUCCACAACCUGGUCCAGCUGUGUCUGCAGCAGCAGCCCGAGCGCAGACCGUCAGCAUCUACACUGUUGACCCACGCCUUCUUCAAGCAGGUGAAGAGGCACACCAGAGACACCUUCCUCAGCCUCAUGUACCCAGCAGUGCCCCUCACCAGCCCUGAGGACACUCCAGUAUCCUGUCCCCCCGCCCCGUCCUGCCACGCUCCGACAUCAACCCCGACCGACACCACUGAGGCCGUGUGGGACUUCUCCUAACCUCAACACCCCGUCCAUACAUCUUCAAAUCCUGACUAGCAAGCCAAACACGAGACAAUCAAAGCGAAGCAAUGAAGCCAAAUUCUACUGUGCUUUUAUUUUGUAUGAUUAACCCGACUCUCUGAGCCUUUUUUAAGUAGUUUUGUAGGUUUUUUUAUAUGUUUGUCUGAUGCGUGUGUGGAGUCAUGGGAAGGUGAUGAGACUGUGAAAGUGCUGGAUCAAAGAUGCUGCUCCGAUCAAAUAUCAUAAUGGACUGUCAACGAGUCACAGAACAAAAGAAAACGAAAAAUCACGCACUUCCUCUGAGAUAAAAGUCAACUGUGAGUUAAAGGAAAAGUCCACCCAGAAAUACUUCUUUGAAAACAGCAAUUUGUACAGGAAACGUUUUUAUGAAGUACUUUAAUUUUUCAAUGGUUAAUGGUCAGUUUUUAGGUGGCUAUUGAACCUGUUCUCCUCUAAAAGCAUUCAAAAAAAGGAGAACCUUGCUAGCUAAAUAUAAAAAAAAGACGUUAAUACACCAAAAUGUUAAAUCUUAAAAAGUACCGAGAAAAUAACCCCUGAAGUGUAUGCAAGGGUGGAUUUUUCCUUUACAGUAUUAUGUUUUCAGACUGUGAAUAGUGAAUACUGAGGUACAUAAAAAGAUAUUUACAGCACAUGUGCAUAUAUAUUCAAAUGUAACAGAAAUGUGAGGCUUGAGCAGAAAUUUCCUUCUCAGUCACGACUCAGUCAAAUCUGAACACACAGACACGAUGCACAUAUUUUUAGAUUCACUGUGAAUUACACUUUUUGCGAGGAUAUCAUAAUCUCUGAUUUCUGUGGUGAACAAGCAUCUAUAAAUCCACAAUAAAUAAAUAUAAAUCUACAUCUAAAAAAAAAAUCUAAAAAUAUAAAUCUACAAUUGCAGCCUGAGAAUCCUGACACUUUUAAUUAUUUUCCAGUAUCUAAGAAAUUCAGUGAUCGGUGCAAUUUGCCAAAACAUAACAAAUAUAGAUGAAAAAAUCAGGUUCAAGCUGUUGUUACGAACAACAUGGCAACAUUAUAUUUGAUUAUACCAAGUUAUGGGAACAAUGGUUCCAGUAUGAAUAUAGUAUUUGAAUCAAAAUUUAACAAAAGACUACACACUCCUUCAAAAUUAAGGUCCCAGUGCCUCAAAAAACUGAUGACUAGAUUUCAAAAAUGUAAAAAAAAAAGUCCACAAUUAAAUCUGUGAAUACAUUUUUGCUGUAUGUCUGAACCUAUAUGCACUUUUUUUACUUUGUAUAGUCAUGUUUGUUGUCACGUUGAGCAAAUACGGUGCAAACUAGGCUCCGAAAAAGCGAGCACAUGAACAAUAGAAUAGAACUUAUUAUAACGUAGAGUGUAUCUAUUGUCCCAUGUAGGAGCUAGAAAAAUCAUCAGUAGAUCGAAACCGUCCCUGCCCUUAUUGUCAGUAAUUCGCCAAAAGAGUAUUUCUACUGUGCGCUGUGACCACUUCUCCAACAAUGCCUUUUUGUUUUAAUGAAACCUGCAUUCUGAACAUGGUGAUUUAUUUGUAACUGUGAUUUAUGUGUACUGUGUAUGAGAACUGUGACCCGCAGUACAUAUCAGACAUGGUAGCUGUACGAGCCUUAUAUUAUACUGUAUAUAUAUACACAUAUUAUAAAUGAUGUAUAUGAAUAUACAAAAGUUGAUUUCUACA
This is a messenger RNA of Plectropomus leopardus (leopard coralgrouper), 3408 nucleotides long. RefSeq names its product STE20 related adaptor beta (gene stradb). Gene Ontology annotation, biological process: protein phosphorylation; activation of protein kinase activity; protein export from nucleus. Gene Ontology annotation, cellular component: serine/threonine protein kinase complex. Gene Ontology annotation, molecular function: ATP binding; protein kinase activity; protein serine/threonine kinase activator activity. The record is from RefSeq and is a predicted model, not a curated record. NCBI's taxonomy places the organism in Eukaryota, Metazoa, Chordata, Actinopteri, Perciformes, Serranidae.